Saccharomycopsis crataegensis is the source of this 570-nucleotide messenger RNA. RefSeq names its product rRNA-processing protein FCF1 (gene FCF1). Gene Ontology annotation, cellular component: nucleolus; small-subunit processome. The transcript has a single exon. Lineage: Eukaryota; Fungi; Ascomycota; Saccharomycetes; Ascoideales; Saccharomycopsidaceae. The record is from RefSeq and is a predicted model, not a curated record. Bases 1 to 570 code for a protein of 189 amino acids.
AUGGGGAAGCAUUCAAAGACCAGAAAGUUCGCUCAGAAGAAGAUUCUUAUAUCCAAGAAGGACGCUCGUCUCAAAGAAAACCAGGCAAAAGGCCCAAAACCUCCUAAAGAUGAAGAACUCGUAAAAGAGGUUCCCCAAGUGUCAUCGGCGCUUUUCUUCCAAUAUAACGAGGCCAUAAAGCCUCCAUAUCAAGUGCUUAUCGAUACCAAUUUCAUCAACUUUUCGAUCCAAAAAAAGAUUGAUCUUGUGCGUGGGAUGAUGGAUUGUCUUUAUGCGAAAUGUAUUCCGAUCAUUACUGAUUGUGUGAUGGCCGAACUUGAGAAAUUGGGACCAAAAUUCAGAAUCGCUUUGAGAUUGGCUAAGGACGCAAGAAUUAAAAGAUUGAGCUGCUCACACAAAGGUACAUAUGCCGAUGACUGUUUGGUGAGCCGAGUUAUGCAGCACAAGUGUUAUAUCGUGGCUACUAAUGAUGCUGAUUUGAAGAGAAGAAUUAGAAAAGUGCCGGGGAUUCCAAUCAUGUAUGCUGGGAAAAAGAAAUACGAGAUUGAAAGAUUGCCUGAUGCUUUUUAA